Messenger RNA from Solea senegalensis (Senegalese sole), 2403 nucleotides. RefSeq lists its product as uncharacterized. The transcript has 15 exons. The record is from RefSeq and is a predicted model, not a curated record. The coding region runs from base 739 to 2118 and encodes 459 amino acids. NCBI's taxonomy places the organism in Eukaryota, Metazoa, Chordata, Actinopteri, Pleuronectiformes, Soleidae.
AUAGGCAAUGAGAUGGAAUGAAAUAAAAUAUUAAAUGAAAUAAUACAAUAAUCAAGUAGACAAUCUGGAAAUGGAAACAAUAUACAAAUAUUAAGUAAUGAAGUGAGAAUGAGUAUAGUUUGUUUUGUUUUAUAGAUAACCAUAGGGGUUUGAUCAUCAAGUAGUUGCUGGUUUUGUUUUGGCGGGUCACAAAUGAAAACCAUGCUAAAGUAAAGGAAUUGGAAAAUUAUUUUCUUAUUUUCACAUUUGGAGAAAAAAAAGUCAUGACAAUAAAUGCUACAGACUGGAAAUGACUUACACUUGUGUUCAAUUCUUAUAACCAGUUUUUGAUUGGUGCAUUUUAAAUCACGCCCCUUUCCUUUUAACUUGUCUGUGAUUGGUCUAUUACCACGUCUGUCAGGUAAAACUCAGCUCUGUUAGGACUGUGCCCUUCAGUUGUGUAGUUUCUGCACAGCACAUGGUUCUACUUGGCCUUGGCUUUCAGUGGACUGCACUUGAGCGAAUUUCAUCUUUUUCAAAGUCUCUUCAACGGUUGAAAGGUCUUUCUUCUUUGUGUGUACUGGACUUCAUCAGCAGAACCAGCGGAUAAUUCUAGUGGAUUGAAUUUCCAGGCACGUCACAAAGUUACAGAGGAACAGGAAUUGGUUUAAAUUAUUUUGUCCAUUUAAUACAACUAUUUUCUGGUGUAUAUUUUACUGUUUCUUUGUGAGUUUUUGAAUUUCUAUAGGUCAGGUGAAGAUGCCUCGCCUGAAGAAACACAACCGUUCCAUCGCGGCCAAGAAGAGCAUGGAGGAACGCCUGGCAGCAGUGGUGGCAUCUGCGCCUCUGGUCCCCACCACUUGCUUCCCACCACCAACACAUGGUCCCUUAUGUCGUGGUACUGGUCGUCGACACCGUGUGAGCACCUGGCCAGUUUCACCCCUGACUGGCAGGAGUCACAAGAUGAUCAUCCCAGUUGAGUCACCUGACAAGAAGUUUGUUCUUUUUGUCGGUGAUUCCCACCUGCGCGCCAUUGUUGAUGGCCAUGUGAAGAUUUCCCACAAGCUGCUUUCUUUUGGUCUCAUGUCAACGCCAGGGGCUGACGCCAAGGACCUGAGGACUGAGAUGGUGAGUGCAGUCCUUCCCAGGACACCUGACCUUGUUUGUGUUCUUGCACCCAGCAACAACUUGACCAGGGGGACUUUGGAUCAGGCUGCAGUGGACUUUGAGGAGCUUCUCACCAGUGCCUUGUCUCGGUGGCCGAAGCUGUUUGUCCUGGACUUCCCUCCACGCCGAAACGUGGAUCAGGACCUGCAGGAACUUUUUCGCCAAGAGUUUCACCGUGUGGCUGCACGCAAGGGUGUGAGGUACUACUCUAUCGCAGAGUUCUUUCCUCUCAGCCAGCGUGACCUGUGGUGUUGGGAUGGGGUUCACCUGAGUGAUGGAUCUGGGAUGAGGACACUGGUGACAUUGCUAUGCGACAAAUCCAGUCAGGAGCUAGAGAUGGCUGUUGCACAGGAGGAGUCGCGUAGCAUGUUGCCAGUUGUUCCCGCUCCUGCUCCUCGUCCGGCUCCGAGGUUGGUUGUGGUUGGAGAGGUUCGCUCUCCACGUCUGUUGCACAACCCAUUGGAUUGGAAGGUGGUUGAACCACGCAGGACGGGGAGCAGCUCACCCCCUAAGGGAGUGAAAGUUCAGCUCAGGGAUUUUUCCAUCCCUCUCACUCCUGUCUGGUUCAGCCCACCAAUGUUGGAGAUGAUGGACAGUGUCCGUCCGGGCAAUCUUGAUCGGAAGGAGCCCAGUACUUCUGCCAAGGGACCAACGGGGGUCAAGCGUCCUAGGAGCCCUUUUGCUCCAAAGAAGAGCUGUGGGAAACAGAAGGUGAAGGUGGAGGAGUGGCCUGAACUUCCCAAGGCUGUGACAGUGGAGGUGGGGGAUUGGCCUGGAGUGCCCAAGACUGUGGAGGAGGUCCCUGUGGAGCGUCCCCGCAGACGCAUUGUCUUCAAGAAGAGGCGUACUUCUCAGCAGGGUGCAGCUGCAGAUGUUGUGGAGGUGAUAAGUGGACCAUCACCUGUGACCAUUGAAGACUGUCCCCCUCUGCACAGCUCCCCAGACCUCAUCCAAAGUGUUGGCAUUGCCUAAAGGAGGACAAAAUGGCGUUCAUGGACCGGUAACAUGUGUUCCAGCAAAUAUUGUAGAAACAAACAAUUUGCUUCCUCGUUCCAAUAUGGAGGGGUCAUUGUUGCGUGUUAAACUGAAACGUAAGUUAACCUACAAAGGACAUUAUGAAUAUCAGUUUGUUGACACAAUGCAUGUACGGCAGGCUUUGUUGUAUUUGAAACAGAAUAACAUGUACUAUAAAGAUGUAGAUUUUAAUGAAGAGUGGCUGAAUGAGUUUUGUCGGGAACAAGAGAAUGACAGUGCAUU